GGGGAUGGGAAAGUAAAUACGGAGUAAACACACGAGAUCUGGACUGGCGGGGCAUGCACCCAAGAGGUGGGCGUGUAUAGUUCUCAUGGACUUUAAACACCUUGCUGCAGCAUGCUUUUUUUUUCCAAACAAGGGAAGGACAGGUAUGACAAGGAUCUGUAAGCAAAGCGGCAGCACGGAUACUGAAGAAGGCAAUGUUGUUCUAUUAGAAUAUAGUUGAUGCAUCCACCCUUGCCCUGACUUUGCGAAGUUAAAAGCUACUACCAGGUGACCUUGAUAAUUCAGCAAUUGAAGGUGGCGUGCAUAUCUACAAGGAACUGAGUGAUGAUGACCAGCUCACCAGCUUCCAGGAUUUUAUAUAAUGGCAAGAGGAGUAGUGGUCCUCGCUCACCAACCAAUAGCAGUGAGAUUUUCACUCCAGCACAUGAAGAGAAUGUUCGUUUUAUAUAUGAAGCUUGGCAAUGCGUAGAACGAGAUCUCAGGAAUGAGAGAGGCCUAAUCCAAUAUGUUGAUAGAUCUCCAAAUCCUCUUCUUAACAAUUUCAUACCUGUCGAUUUGAGUGAAUUGAAAAGGAGGACUGUGCAAGAUACGAAGAAGUCUUAGAAGCUUUUGGAUACAUUUCUCCUUGUUACUGUUGCCACCGCAGACAUACUGUCCGACUCUCUCCCUUUCAGACAUCCUCAGGAACUUUUUGUUUUCAAAGUUUGUGUUUUAUUUUCUGUUUCUCUGAUCCUAGUGUAAAGGUCACAGAGCAGCCCUGUGUAGGAACGGAGUAGAAACAAACAGCUUCAUAAAUGCAGAUAAACCUGAGGAUGUGUGCAGCAAGACACAAUAAGACAUAAACCAUGGAUGGUAUUAUAUUUUACUUGCUUCCCCAUUCCUGUUUGUUAGUCCAUUUUACUGUGAGAGAAGGGGGGUAGAGCAGGAAAGAGAGAGCUGUCACCUUACUCCAGGGAUGAACAAAUAAAUUAUUUAAAGAAUUUUUGGAAAUUAUGAAAUGCAUUGAGACAGAGUAGUCUUUGCUGUAGUCCAUGGAUUGAGAGCAAGGGGUUUUCUGAAGUUAUAUACAGACCCAGAGACUUUACAUUGAGGAAAGAAUGAGUAAGGGCCGUUUGGUGGCCCUGGAGUAGAGUCUGAACUACUUGGGGAAUGCAGGUUGGAGAUUGACAGGUUGUCCUCAUUUCUUGGGUGACAAAGGGAGCCUUGAUGUUGUGGCAUCCCAGGUCUUUCUCCCUGAAGGAUAUUAACAGGACUGUGAUAGUGCCACAAGGGAAAUAUUGUCCUGCCAGGGAAUGGUAGAACAUCUGCUUUUUCCUGUAGGGCCAGUAGUCUGUGGUUGCUGCCUGACAAUACUGUGAGUGACUGCACAGUGUUGGGAACUAUAGAGACAGUUAUGUGGUGUGGUAGGAUGAUGCUUGUGCUUGCCACCAGUGCUGGGUUCUCCCUUUGCUGCAAGUUGGUACUUCAGCCACAGGCGCAGUGUGGUACUGUGCAUGGGUGAUUUUAAUGUGAGAAUUCUAUGCUGAUUAUCCCAUCUAAUGCUAGUCAAGAGGGAUUAAAAUAACAAAUGCAAAACGAAAAUAACCAAAGCAGUAUGAAAGUAAUGGGAUUUCCUUGAUGAGCCUGUAAAAAGUUAGACCUUGCAGUACCAUGACAUAAAUUAUGUGGGUUGGUACUUGUGGCGCACGCUGUAGAUUGCCCUUGCACCAGGGCUGAAGGCAGUGCACAUGUAUAGCUUUUGACAAUUUCUGCUGGAACAGCUCCUCUGGUUCUACAAACAUGUUUGCUUUGGUCCCUCUAUGGAUUAUAACACUUUUGUGGACAGCAAAGGAAAGGUUAUUAGAAAGUCAACUUACAUUUUAAAUUGUGUUGCUAAUUCAGUAAUAAUCCCAGCUGCAGUUCCUUGGCCAGAUUUGGACUUUACUUCAUUCUUUAGUCCAGCUUUUGAUGGAGAUGCAGAGUGGUCUUGACUGAUUCAAAUUUUUUUCUGCAGGUGCCAGAUUGCAUUUCUCUUGGCAGUUGGUUUGUUCACCCCUGGUCUGCAUUGAGCUGUGUGAAGUUAUGGACCAUGUACAGUAGCCACGUCACACAGCUCAGUUGUUUGCUGUUAAGGUGCCUCUUGAAACUUUGUGAGAGAGAUAGGAUUAGCACAGGCACACAGAAGCACGUGGACAGAUGCUCACAUAUUGAUUGGCUGUACAUAAAAACAGUAUAAGCACAAAGAAAUAAUAAACAUUAUUUGAUUGGCUGCAGGCAUCCCUUGCAAAUAGUGUAAGGGGCGUUCCACAUGUUAUGUCUUCCUUCACCAGUGAAAGAGCAGCUGAGAUGUUUGCCCCAUCAUGAAUCCAGAGGUGUUUAGUCUGAGUUUCAGUGUGUGUGGAACUCUGGUUAACUUUCUGCUUUCACCAGCACCCCUCCUGCUGCUUGUGAUGAGCCGCUUUUGCACAAAAUGAAGCUAAAAGUGAUUGUUAUGUAGUUCAAUAUUACGAUGAGGUCCUUACCUACAAACAUUGCGUGUUGUGUGUGUUUUUAUGGUAGUGUGAUAUCAUAUGGAAAAAGUCUGUUGCAGUUCAUCAGCAACAGCAAAACAUUCUUGGUCCCUGACUUGACAUAACAGUAUUGACCUUCACAAAGGCCUCUCUUUCUUUGAGCCACGUGACUCGAAGGUGGUGUACUUGGAAACUUUUGCUGGGCAGGAUGAACUUAACUACACUAUCUGAAGUGACUGCACCACGGUAAUUACAACUGUUAAACCCAAUGCUUAAUUCUGCCUCUGUAGAUAAUAUCAUUGCGUUGAUUUUGUUUGUUUUUAAUGAAAUUGUUUUUAAUGAAA
Molecule: messenger RNA, 2833 nt
Organism: Protopterus annectens (West African lungfish)
Lineage: Eukaryota; Metazoa; Chordata; Ceratodontiformes; Protopteridae
Gene: MCRIP1
Product: MAPK regulated corepressor interacting protein 1
Exons: 5
Coding region: 325-603 (92 amino acids)
Source: RefSeq, a predicted model, not a curated record